UCUGUCGGAACGGAGACACAAGCGAAGCCGGAGUCGGGAACAUGAACGUUUGCCGAAGGAUUUUGAAGGAGAAGUGAUCCAAGAAGACAAAAAAAACAAAAACAAAAGAAAGAAAAACAAAUCUUUCUGUGGCGACGAAUUUCUGGUUUCUAAGCUGCAGCGUAAACAGACAGCGGCCCGAGCAUGCAGCACUACGGCGUGAACGGCUACUCUCUGCACGCCAUGAACUCCCUGAGCGCCAUGUAUAAUCUCCACCAGCAGGCGGCGCAGCAGGCACAGCACGCGCCUGACUACAGGCCCUCCGUGCACGCGCUCACCCUUGCAGAGAGACUAGCUGGUAACAAUCAGUUUCUCAUUUGGCUGAUGUUCUCAACCUUAAAUGUGACCUUUCACCUGAUGUCGUUGACCUUUAAGUUAAACUGUUGGUGUUUCUUGUUUCUCAACGGCUGCACAUUUCAAGACAUUAUCCUUGAGGCCCGGUAUGGCUCCCAGCACCGAAAGCAGCGGCGCAGUCGCACGGCCUUCACGGCUCAGCAGCUGGAGGCUCUGGAGAAGACCUUCCAGAAGACGCACUAUCCUGACGUGGUGAUGCGGGAGCGUCUGGCCAUGUGCACGAACCUCCCAGAGGCCCGCGUGCAGGUCUGGUUCAAGAACCGGCGAGCAAAGUUCCGUAAGAAGCAGCGCAGCCUCCAAAAGGAACAGCUCCAGAAGCAGAAAGAAGCGUCUGCCGCUGCCGAGGGAUCCACAGAGGACGCCAAAGCCGAGACCGCCUCCGCCACCACGCUGGCUCCCGAGUCUCGCACUCCUCCUCCUCCAUCAUCCUCCUCGUCCUGUCACUCCGAGUCCGAGCGCCUGGCAGCGCCACGGCCUCAAGCGGGUGAGAUGAGCGUGGAAGUCAACGUCACCUCCCCGGAGCCGUCAGACGGCGAGUCAGCGGUGGAGGAUAACGCUGACAGGGAGGAGGAUGAAAUAAGAGGGGAGGUGAGGCCAAAGCUUAGGGAGGAGGUGCAAGAGGAGACGGCAGCUCAGCAGAGGAGCAGCUCUCCAAACUGCAGGCGACUCAGCCCCACAUCAGAAUCGCCGCUGAGCUCCCCCGCCCUGCCGGCCUCCAGCAGCCUGACCGGCGGCUUGGCGCAGAGCAACUCCUACGCUUCGUCCCCCCUCAGCCUCUUCCGGCUGCAGGAGCAGUUUCGGCAACACAUGGCAGCCACCAACAACCUGGUGCACUACCCAUCCUUUGACAUGAGCGCGUCAUCCUCCCUGCCCUACCUGGGCAUGAACAUGCCCUCCCCGCUGGGCUCGCUGCCCUGCCAGUCCUACUACCAGUCUUUGUCGCAGGCCCAGCAGGUGUGGAACAACCCCCUGCUGCAGGCGGCACCCGGCAGCCUGCCGGGGAGCCUCAACAGCAAGACCACCAGCAUCGAAAACCUCCGUCUGCGGGCCAAGCAGCACGCAGCCUCGCUGGGAUUGGACACGCUCCCCAACUGAAGCGGCUCCAGCCGAUUGUUUGGCCUCUAGAGGCCGCGGCGACUCCCCCCCAUCUGUGACCAGUGUCCGUGUGUGUCCCUGCAGAAAUCUGCCCUAAAAGCAUCCGCCACGGGGACGGCCAGGCUGCAGAGAACGUCCAAACCCGAGUCAUGUCAUCACCAACAGAACCUUCAGGUUCUCCAUCUCUGGAUGCUCCCCUUUGAUGUCACCAUCGUCCCACUCGCUUAACAAACCACACGUGUUCUGGCAGAACUUUAACGAAACACAAGAACGUGGAUUUAACCAACAAAACCUUUGAGUUUUUUCCAUGGAGAAAGUCCCCUCCUCAAAGUGAGCCCUGCAUGCCAGCACUCCUCUGAGGAGCGGUGAAUGUGAAAACGUGAAGGUCGACUCCUUUACAGCUGCAGCUCCAUCUGCAGAAAUCCACAGGCGCGCUUGUAAAUAAGCCUCAGCGUUGAUUUCCACAGUCCUGCCUGCACAGCAACGCUUCGCUUUGUCUGCAGCUUGGAAGGAAUUUUUGCAGGAAAGAAAAAAAAACAGACGGGAAGGAGAACAUCCGAGGACGAGAAAGGGGCUGAAUUUAACUCGACACUUUUCCUGAUCCGGUGGCUUCUGCUGGGAAAAGGCAGAGUCACUGUGUAUUAUAUCAUGUAGAUCAAAGACCUGUAUUUCUUAAUUGAUUUAAAUGUGAGUAAUUUAUCUGUUCAAUGCAAAAGAAUAAAUCAAUCAUGGGAAUCUUU
Oryzias latipes (Japanese medaka) is the source of this 2228-nucleotide messenger RNA. RefSeq names its product diencephalon/mesencephalon homeobox 1 (gene dmbx1). Gene Ontology annotation, biological process: regulation of transcription by RNA polymerase II. Gene Ontology annotation, molecular function: RNA polymerase II transcription regulatory region sequence-specific DNA binding; DNA-binding transcription factor activity, RNA polymerase II-specific. NCBI's taxonomy places the organism in Eukaryota, Metazoa, Chordata, Actinopteri, Beloniformes, Adrianichthyidae. The record is from RefSeq and is a predicted model, not a curated record.